Molecule: messenger RNA, 477 nt
Organism: Ostreococcus lucimarinus CCE9901
Lineage: Eukaryota; Viridiplantae; Chlorophyta; Mamiellophyceae; Mamiellales; Bathycoccaceae
Exons: 1
Coding region: 1-477 (158 amino acids)
Source: RefSeq, a predicted model, not a curated record
AUGCGUCGAAACUCCUCCCUCCAGGACGUUCGCGCCUUCGUCAAGCACUUUCCCGAGCAUCUGAGCUGGCGCGCGCAGCGCGAGUCGUUCGCGCACGAGGCGAUGCAGUACGCGCUGUGGAUCCCGUUCGCGAUCGGGGCGUACGCGAUGCACCUGCGCACGCUUUCGUACUUGUUCGCGACGUGGUUCGUACUGGGUGAGAUGAUGCUGGUGUACACGCACGAGGCGCACCGGAAAGUCCUUCGCGGACUGCGCUGGUGGCACAUCGCGAUCGGCAUCGGCGCGGGCGUGCUGUACCGAGGCGCGCCGCUGGUGGGGACGUUCGGACGGUUCGUCGUGGAUUACGUGUUUUGGGGAGUGAUAGCCAUGGCGUGCGUGUUUCCGUUGGUGCCGAAGACGUUUCGCGCGGACGUGCCGGAUUUGGUGUACAUGUUGGGAUUCUUGCGGAAACCGACGGAGGGGCGCAAGAGCGCGUAG